Zingiber officinale is the source of this 313-nucleotide messenger RNA. Its product is annotated as auxin response factor 17-like. NCBI's taxonomy places the organism in Eukaryota, Viridiplantae, Streptophyta, Magnoliopsida, Zingiberales, Zingiberaceae. Gene Ontology annotation, molecular function: DNA binding. The transcript has 4 exons. Gene Ontology annotation, cellular component: nucleus. The record is from RefSeq and is a predicted model, not a curated record. Gene Ontology annotation, biological process: regulation of DNA-templated transcription; response to hormone. The coding region runs from base 5 to 313 and encodes 102 amino acids.
UAGAAUGCUAUUUGAAACUGAGGAGUCUAGUGUGCGCAGAUAUAUGGGCACUGUCACAGGGAUAAGUGAUCUAGAUCCUGUCCGAUGGCCAAAUUCAUAUUGGCGCUCUGUGAAGGUUGGCUGGGAUGAGUCAACUUCUGGAGAGAGGCAGCCAAGAGUCUCUCUUUGGGAGAUUGAGCCUUUAACAACAUUUCCAAUGUAUCCAUCUUCCUUUCCACUUAGGCUCAAGCGCCCUUGGCCUUCUGACUUGCCUUCACUACAUGGUGGGAGAGAUGAUCUUAUGUGGCUUCGAGAUGGAGACAGAGCAAUCUAG